Molecule: messenger RNA, 3947 nt
Organism: Anopheles stephensi (Asian malaria mosquito)
Lineage: Eukaryota; Metazoa; Arthropoda; Insecta; Diptera; Culicidae
Product: 1-phosphatidylinositol 3-phosphate 5-kinase-like
Exons: 7
Coding region: 1057-3717 (886 amino acids)
Cellular component (GO): cytoplasm
Molecular function (GO): protein binding
Source: RefSeq, a predicted model, not a curated record
CGUCCGAAAGUGAAGUGUCUUUUCUUUGUGCCUCCGUAUAAAAUGUGAUAUUGCAAUAAAUUGUGAAGAAAUUCAGUUUAAAAACACUUAGUUUCGUGAGGUUAAAGCUUUGUGUGUAUAGUGUGUGAAAAAUGAUGAAGCUUCAAGCAGUGGUAAUUGCGUAAAGUCCCCAAAUUAUCUCGUCCCAAGCCACACUGUUAGUAAGAAGAAAGCGAAAAGCUCAUUUUUGCACUCGGGCGCGUUUGGUUGUGUGUGUUAGUUUGUCUCUUCUCCCAUUUUGGCGGCAACUUUCGAUGCGUCGGUCGUAAAUUGGUGGCUAAUCAAAAGUGAUCUACCGAAAUGCCCCGGAUGUCGUUAUUCCGGCUGGCCGGUGCUUUACUGCUUGCGAUUUUCAGCUUUCCACUGCCACGAGCGGAUCUGAUGAUGCCUUUCUGUGGCGUGUAUGAUCGCGGCCAUAAAAAACCAAACGAGAGAAAUCGUUUAGUGUACCUUUACAAAAGCCCCGGCAGCUCACCAAUUGCUUCAGUGGUUCGUAAUUAAUUCAAUUUGGAUCCGAUUCGCUCGACCGAUGCAUUUAUUUAUUUACAUUUCGCUGUGAUUUUGCUCGCCCGGCUUAGUGCGUAUAUUGUGAGUUUCGUUUGUGUGUGUGAAAUCUUAAAGGUGCUUGAUGCUUUAUUUUCCCAAUUGGUCAGUGAGUCAGUGGCCGACCGACCUGACCAACCACAACGCGAUGUGUCUCAGUGUUUGUGGCUCCAUGUGCAUUGCCAUCACAGCUCAUAUAGCAAGUGUUUCGAUGUUUUGAUAGAACAUUGCUGUUAUAUCUCGAAGUGCACAUAGAUUGAAAAAACAUGGAGACACUUGUUCUAUGUCCUCUGAAACAUUGUGUUAAGUUAACGGUAAGGUAUUUGAUGACUCGGUCUAGUUGGGAUUUUAAUCCAGACUAGCCGUGUAGUGGUUUUCAUCAAUCGAAAUAUCGAUACGGAUUAAAGAGGUAACAACGCAGCGAUCGAGGCGCAAUAUUUUUCCCCCGAAAGACUGAACGCGUUGGUGAAUUGCAUGAAUCCACCGUACAGAAUGCCGCCACAACCGCUCGGUGCGUACGGUAUGCAGCACGAUCAUCACUCCAGCAUACCGGGAACGGCAUCGACGGAGGCACAUGUACUGAACACUCCGCUGCGGACUCAUUCGUCCAAGUUUCCGAUCGAACGGGAACUCAUACUAUCGUCCAACAAAAAUUCCUCAAAAAUUCCGCUCAUGCAGGAUAACCGAAACACCAGUAUUCCGGCCCUCCUAAAUCGAUCAGCAACGUCCGCAAUAGGGCCUGAUCUUCCUGUGAAACAAACACAGGCAUGGAACCAACCACAGAUGGAUGCAAUACAUUCGGCCGUUUCCGGCUCCAUGCCACGCACGAUCGUGCGCUUUCCGGAGGAUGUGACAGCGCUUGCCGAUCGGGAUGGUAGCUUUCAGCGGGAGAAAGACUCCACCACGGUGAAAAAAUCCGUCACCAAGACUUAUCAUACCCUAAAGGAUCUGAUCUCGUCCAAAUUUAAAAAGGACGCUAAUGAACAAAGCGAUGAGCUGAACAAUGUAACCUCAAUGCUGCACGGUCACCAGUCGAACUUGGAUCAGGGUCAAUCAAGCAGUCAGCAGCAGCAGCAGCAGCAACAACAACAACAGCACCACGGGGGCAAUAAUCAGAGCGGAUCGUAUAUGUACAGCUCGGCGUCUGACAAUAACUUGCUGCAGGCUCAGUCCAACCUAAACGUGUGGCCGUCCAGUAGCCAAAGCAAUUCCCCACUGUACUAUCACAAGAAGUUUUCCGAUCCGGCCGAAGGCUUCAGCGCUUCGAAAGCUCUCUCACAGCCGCAGCUAAACAUCGGCGAACAGUCGAACCGUAACACGCAGCACGUGGUCAGUAUGCUCCCGGCUCCGGUCGACGGUACGGACAGUGAUGAUGGUGGAUUUCGGCAGCAUAGUGCCACCCGGCAAACGAAUCAGCCUAUGCCGAACGGACCGAGCCAGAGUCAGGGGGCGGUGAUGCACGGUAGCCGUUCGACGCCACAGCAGCAACCUGCCUACAUCCAAAACUAUCGUCACAAUCACGCCCAACAGCAGCAGCAGCAGCAGCAUCUACAGCAGCAACAUCACAUGUCGUACCAGCAAGCCCUUCAUAACGCUAAACAACGAGCAGCAUUGGAGGGUGGAUCAUCCAGCUCGAAUAUUCAAUCAUCGUCCUACAACACGACCGUGACGGUGGGAGAUCAAAGUACAAGCCAUCAUCACCACCAUCACAACCAUCAUCAGAGCGAGCCGGGAAUGCAAAAGCACACCAUUUCGGUGGACAUAAACAGUGGGUCGUCGGUCAACAUAUCCACCGGGGAAUCACAUGAUGCUGGAGCGUACGAUAAAAAUGGUAAUCACUCAUCUAACAUCGAUUCUGGUCGUGGUAGUUCCUCGAUGGCAACCGCUAGUGCCGACGCUGUGAUGGAGAAGAACAAAGUUAAAUCUGACGGUGAAUGGAUCGACGUAGUGGAUGUGGAACUGAGGAACAUUCUUGAGCCUGGUAUGAAAUCAAUGAACCUUCGCCCGGAGAGCACCAUGUCCGAGAGUGCAUCAUCGAUGUCCCCACCACUGCCACCGCUCUCUCCACAUGAGGCUUACAACCAUAGUGCUGGACAAACUAGUGGCAGUGUCCAGGCGAAGCCCAACAAUGCUAGCAAACUUCAAAAGCAAGAGUACGGCACGGAUACGUACAAUCGGGCUAGCAAAAACCCGCAGCCAAUCGGUCCUUCGAAGGGACAACCAUCGCCCAACACAAUUCAGAACUACAUGAACCACCUGAAGUUGUCCAGCAACAAAAAACACGAGCAGAACGCCCUGAAAAAGCAUCUGUUCGGUUUGGAUACUGAUGUGGCAUCCGUCACCAAUACGACACGCUCGCUGGAUCUCGAAUCCCUGCUCGGCGGACCCUGGGAUGGUGCCCAAUCGGUGUCGGAAUCGGAAACGGACGGUGGCGGUUUGCAACAGAUCCGCAACCAGCUCGAAGGUCUCGAGACGAUGUACAGCGAAGUACUGAAAAUGCUGGGCAAUCGUAUGGCCACAAAUGAGUCAACACUGCGUGCAAACAGGCGCAGACGCCACGGCAGCAUGUCGUCCCUUCCGUCUAGCUCGAUCAGUGGCCGUCCGAUUCGCGAUCGGCGAAGAUUAGACGAACGCCGCAAGGUGCGUGAUAUCAAAGGCAUCAACAAACGGUUCCAGCGGCUGGAAUCGCACGUAGUCACGCUAGCUCGCAGUGUAGCCCAUCUGUCGUCGGAGAUGCGCUCGCAGCAUCUUGUCUCGCAGGAGCUGGAGGAGCUAAGAAACGAUUUGGCACUUUUGCGGUCGCAAUCGAUGCACAAUCUACCGAUGAACAGUAGUGGCAAUGGCAACGCCAACGCAUCCGCCCGAGAACCGAUCAACCUGACAAACCCGAAGCGGGUGAAGAAGCUGACGAAAUUUUUUGGCGAAGAUCCACCACUGAUGAAACUGUUUCUUAAAAAACUCGGCUAUGAGAAAUAUGCGCCCAUCUUCGAGUCCGAGCGUGUCGGCAUGAUCGAGCUGCCGUACCUGGGCGAGGAAAGGCUGCAAAAGAUGGGCAUUCCACUCGGGCCGCGACUGAGGAUUCUGCAAGAGGCACAAAUAUCGCUGUGUCGCGAUACGACGCUCUGCAUCGUGUGAGCCGAUCGAAACCGUACGCAAGUGACGUGACGUGUGAGCCAAAGAACUGAAACAAGCAAACAAGUAUUUUAGACAUUCGUGUGAAAGUCUCUCUCUCCCGGUGCAAGAGAUCAAGCAAACUGCGAGUGCUAGUGCUUCCUGGCAUUUUUGCGUCCGUUUUGCUUUAUCAUCCCAUCAUCCCCAGUGAUUAGAGAAUUACGAAAUUAAAUCUCAUUAUUCUUUGAAACAAA